Kwoniella shivajii is the source of this 1524-nucleotide messenger RNA. RefSeq lists its product as uncharacterized. Lineage: Eukaryota; Fungi; Basidiomycota; Tremellomycetes; Tremellales; Cryptococcaceae. Gene Ontology annotation, biological process: DNA-templated transcription termination. The coding region runs from base 1 to 1524 and encodes 507 amino acids. The record is from RefSeq and is a predicted model, not a curated record. The transcript is spliced from 4 exons.
AUGCACUCUGUUCAGUGUCUACAAACCCUCAAAGUCUCCCAGCUCAAAGCAAUAUGCAAAGAGCUCAACAUAUCUGGCUACUCGAAGCUCAACAAGGCUGGCCUUACUGAUCUCAUUCUUACGAAGCAAUCGGCGGUGACUGAUAGACCCAUACCUUUGGGUCCAGGUGAUAUCAUAUUGACAACGACGCCAGUCAGGCAAUCGAAUAUCGAAGAACCGAUUGUUUCGACCUCAACUACAAAGAAGAGAAAGACUCACUCCGACGAGGAGAGCACUGUUCCACUUUCAAAUGGAUUCAAUCCCACAACUUCUUUGGUUCAGAUCACGGGAGCUUUGGCGCCUACAACGAUGACAUUGCUUCCGCCACCUCAAGUCAUCAGAGCUGCUUCUCAUAUCACCCAGAAACGAUCUGCUCCUGCAAAGGUGGCGAACCAUCGAUUCAUUUGUCCUCGAGUCAUUCGGAAGGUGCCCCAGCACGCGACCGAGGAUUCCAAAGACCAUCACACUAACGAUAACAACGUGACUGACGCAGUAUUGACUUCUACGUCUGGAAAAAUAGAUUUCUUACGUGCCCAUUUCCUAGAAACACUCUGCGGGAAUCUCGAGUCAGCCCGCCGCAAGCUACCUCUUUCGGAAGUACCAGCCACUGAUAGCUCCAAGAUAAUCAAGAGUAGAUCUACCAACAACCUUGCAUUUCAAGGCUUCGCCUCUUCCAUCUAUACCGAUACCUCACCCGAAAGCUUCAUGGUCGCCAUUCGCUUCUGGGUAUCAAGACUACACGCUAUAAUGCUAAUGGGAUCAGGAGAGGCUUGGAGCGCACAUGGCAGUGGUAUGGGUUUACUCGGCCCCGACCUGCUCAAGUGGCCUGCGGUUCUCAGUUGUAAGCGACUCUCUCACAGUGUCUGGUCAGUGACAACUAGCAACGAAGGCAUCGACAUACACGCAGCCACGAUUAUGACGAAAUACCUGGUCAUCGGUAUCAACGGUGGCGUGAUCUCUUCUAGCAAUGAUGAAGACUCGACUCACACUGUUGACAGUUGCCCAGUGCGAUAUGAUUGGUUCAAAUUCAUGGCAGACGGUUCUGAAACUUCUCAGAAUCUUCUGGAUCACAUAAAAACAAAAAACGUACUUGAGUUUCCAGGUGGCGUGUCUCGAACUUGGCAAGAACGCGUCAGAAAUUCACAAGACAGGAGGGAGAUGAUAGAGAUUGCAGAGAGAGCUGUUUUGUCUAGCUGUGUCAUUAAUAGCUUCAGCGGAACGAAGAUGACUGGCACCGAGAUGGACGCUCAGAUUGUAGGCUGUGAGCCAACAAUCAAAGCAUGCAAGUCAAGUGGAAUAGCAAUUUACCUUCCCGACGGAGUCACCGAUAUUGUAUUAAAGGAUAGUGGACAGAGCGUUGGGAAUGAGGAUAACGGAGUUGCGGAGUUAUGGCAAGGUCUUUUGGGUUGCGACGAGAAGGGCAAAAAGGACGACAGUAGGACUACAGAGUUCUGGCACGGUUGGCAAGCAAGAACGCUCUGUUGA